AGUUUGUAAAAAAAGAAAAAAAACGUGCACUGCGGUUGGUUGUAGAGUUGGAUGACUGCAGUGUAUUCUCCUUUCUCCCAAAGUGAUAGCAUUGAAGUUUGAACUACACUGCAACUGCAAGUUCAUACAAACUCAACAAAAAGCUUCAAAACAAUCAACGAUUUCAUUUCACGAUCUCUAUCAAUAAUAACCUUACACAAUUACACAAAUAUUUUCAGUUUUACUAAGACUCAUCGUUGCUUACAAUGUCCAAAAUCGAACCAACCUCUACCCGAUUCGUAAUUGAACCACUCUCCCAAUUCGACCUGUCUACACACUCUCGCACCACCACCGUCCGAUCAAUCGCCAUCACAUCACUUUCAAAUCCAACCAUUCUCUAUGUUGGCACUAACUCCGGAACCCUCUUUUCCCUCUCCGCCGACACUAACGACUCCAACACUUCUCAAAACGGCACCGUUCCCUCCGAUUCAGCUUCCUUUCUACAUAAGCUAUCGUUUAUUCGAAGCGUUUCGGUUAGCGACUCUCCGGUGGACGCCGUUUUGGUUCUCGCUGAUUUAGGGAAGGUUUUAUUGCUCUCCGAUGGUUCGUUGUUUUUGGUUGAUUCGGAAUUAUCGAAUCGCGCUUUUAGGUUAGGGUUUUCUAAAGGUGUUGCGGUGGUAACGAGAAGGAAGAUGAGAAAUAAUGAAUCCGAAGGUUUAGGUUUUGAUAUGAAUAAUCAAAAUCACAGGUUUUUGCAGAAAUUGGGAGGGUUGAUUGUGAAAGAUGGUGAAACACAGAGUGGGGCUUGUGUUUUGGCACUUGCUAUUGGGAGAAAGUUGGUGAUUGUUGAACUUGUUUUAGGGAGUGGUAAAAGUGGGAAGAGUGAUAAAGAUUUUAAUAAUGGUUCUCUUGUUGUUUUGAAAGAGAUUCAAUGUGUUGAUGGUGUGGUUAGUACUAUGGUUUGGAUUGAUGAUUCGAUUUUCGUUGGUACUGUGAAUGGUUAUAGUUUGAUUUCGUGUGUUAGUGGACAGAGUAGUGUUAUAUUUUCUUUGCCGGAUGUGUCUCGGCCACCGCGAUUGAAGUUGUUGCAUAGGGAGUGGAGGGUGUUGUUGUUGGUGGAUAAUGUGGGGGUUAUUGUUGAUGUUCAAGGGCAGCCAGUUGGGGGCAGUUUGGUGUUUCGGCACGGGUUGCAAUCGGUUGGGGAGUUGAGUUUUUAUGUGGUUGUUGUGAGUGAUGGGAAGAUUGAGCUGUAUAAUAAGAAAAAUGGGGUGUGUGCUCAGGUGUUGCCGUUUGGUGGGGAAGGGAUUGGACCUUGUGUUGUUGCAAGUGAAGAAGAUAAGAGUGGGAAAAUUGUUGCUGUUGCAACUGCUACCAAGGUCGUGUGUUAUCAGAAAUUACCAUCUGUAGAACAAAUAAAAGACCUUUUGAGGAAGAAGAACUAUAAGGGAGCUAUAUGCUUGGUAGAGGAGCUUGAGUCUGAAGGUGAAAUGUCAAAAGACUUGCUCUCAUUUAUUCAUGCUCAAGUGGGGUUCCUAUUGCUUUUUGACUUGCAUUUUGAAGAAGCCGUGGACCAUUUUCUGCUCUCUGAUACCAUGCAACCUUCUGAAAUAUUCCCAUUUAUAAUGCGAGAUCCAAAUCGGUGGUCCUUACUGGUUCCUAGGAAUCGGUAUUGGGGUUUGCAUCCUCCCCCAGCCCCGCUUGAAGAUGUAGUAGAUGAUGGCUUGAUGACAAUCCAAAGAGCAUCUUUCCUAAGGAAAGCAGGUGUAGAAACAAUAGUAGAUAAUGAUCUUUUUCUGAAUCCACCAAAUAGAGCUGAUUUAUUGGAGUCAGCAAUCAAAAACAUUAGCAGGUAUUUGGAGGCCUCUCGAGAGAAAAAACUGACACAGUCAGUUAGCGAGGGGGUUGACACUCUAUUAAUGUAUCUCUAUAGAGCCCUAAAUCGUACUGAGGAUAUGGAGAGGUUGGCAUCUUCUACAAACUGUUGUGUUGUGGAGGAGUUGGAACACAUGUUAGAAGAGUCGGGGCACCUACGGACCCUUGCCUUUCUAUACGCAAGUAAAGGAAUGAGCUCAAAAGCUGUGUCUAUUUGGCGCAUCCUGGCAAGAAAUUAUUCAUCUAGCCUAUGGAAAGACCCUGCUUUGGAUAAUAUUAUACAGGAUAGUGGGGAAAACCUUAUUUCUGGCAAGGCAAUUGCAGCUGAAGCUUCAAAAAUUCUUGAGGAGUCAUCUGACCAAGAUUUGAUUCUCCAACAUCUAGGAUGGAUUGCAGAUAUCAGCCAGGUUCUUGCAGUCGAAGUUUUAACUUCGGACAAACGAGAGAUCCAGCUUUCUCCAGAUGAAGUCGUUACAUCUAUUGAUCCACAGAAGGUAGAAAUUUUACAGAGGUAUCUCCAAUGGUUGAUUGAACACCAAGACUGCUUCGAUACUCAGUUGCAUACGUUGUAUGCCCUAUCACUUGCGAAAUCAGCAAUUGAAGCCUUUGAGUUUGAAAAUAUCUCUGAAAAUCUUGCUAGUGGAAAUACUGAGAGAAAAAAUUUGGCUACUUUAAGGAACUCAAUCUUUCAGACUCCUGUGCGGGAAAGAUUACAAAUCUUCUUGCAAUCCUCAGACUUGUAUGAUCCAGAAGAAGUUCUUGACUUGAUUGAAGGAUCAGAAUUAUGGUUAGAAAAGGCUAUUCUGUAUAGAAGACUGGGGCAAGAGACCUUGGUCCUACAAAUUUUGGCUUUGAAGCUAGAAGACAGUGAAGCUGCUGAGCAGUACUGUGCCGAGAUUGGAAGAGCUGAUGCCUACAUGCAAUUGCUAGAAAUGUAUUUGGAUCCACAAGAUGGUAAGGAUCCCAUGUUUACUGCUGCUGUUCGCCUUCUUCACAAUCAUGGAGAAUCAUUGGACCCAUUGCAAGUUUUAGAGAAACUAUCACCAGAUAUGCCACUUCAACUUGCUUCUGAGACUUUACUAAGAAUGUUCAGGGCCAGAGUUCAUCAUCAUCGUCAAGGACAGAUUGUGCAUAGUUUAUCUCGCGCCGUAGACAUUGAUGCAAGGUUGUCAAGAUUAGAUGAAAGAUCAAGGCAUGUACAGAUUAAUGAUGAGAGUCUCUGUGAUUCCUGUAAUGCACGCCUUGGUACUAAGUUAUUUGCAAUGUACCCUGACGAUACAGUUGUAUGCUACAAGUGUUACCGCCGUCAAGGCGAGUCGGUGUCUGUCUCAGGUCGCAAUUUUAAGGAAGACAUCCUAAUUAAACCAGGUUGGCUUGUGAGUCGUUGAUCUUUAAACUAUGAUUAUUGCUAUUUGAUGUCAAUAUUGCUUGGCGCAAGCCUGAAAAUGAGGAGUUGCCUACCAAAUCCAAAUCCUUUCAAAAUUGGUGAAAGAAAAGUUGAUGAUACUUGCUCGGUUAUAUAGUUGAACAUUCAGCGUUUUCAGCUGUUAACCUGCUUCACUAAGAGUGUAAGUUCAUAUAAUUGACUACCACAUGAUGGUACUGUAAAUAAAUAUGUUGAGUUCCCCAUUGUACUGCCCAUACCCCCUUUAGGAAAAAUGCUUUGUAAAUUUUGAUAUUGUAAAAUGUAUAUUUUUGCAUCUAUAAAUAAUCAGAUCAUUCUUGCAUUCUCUAGUUCUUUCGGGCAUGCCAUGUUGGAACUUAUUUACAAGGAUUUGACGGCUGUAGAUCAUUGUGAUCUAUUGUUUUCACAAUCAA
Messenger RNA from Cicer arietinum (chickpea), 3669 nucleotides. RefSeq names its product vacuolar sorting protein 3. The record is from RefSeq and is a predicted model, not a curated record. Gene Ontology annotation, cellular component: membrane; cytoplasm. Gene Ontology annotation, biological process: vesicle-mediated transport; endosomal vesicle fusion; autophagy. Lineage: Eukaryota; Viridiplantae; Streptophyta; Magnoliopsida; Fabales; Fabaceae.